Messenger RNA from [Torrubiella] hemipterigena, 3147 nucleotides. The record is from the annotation of a GenBank genome assembly. Lineage: Eukaryota; Fungi; Ascomycota; Sordariomycetes; Hypocreales; Clavicipitaceae.
GGGGCUUGCUCGAUGCUGCUGCAGUUGUUGCAGUGCGUGCAGCUGGCACCUCAGCCCAAUCGACACCGCAACUUUUAGUUGGGCUUCAGCACCGUUUGGUCCCCUAACGCCCGCGCACCCAGUCUCCAGCGAGGCUGCAGCAGCAACCAACCACCGCGUGCUCAUCUGGACUGUCCCGCAACUUGGUUUCCUCCACCAUCGUCCUUUUCAUCCUCCAUCAUCUUCAACUCGUCGCUUUUUGUUUUUCCUACGCACCUAUUGAUCGGUCGCCAACACGACGAUAUCCUAUCGAUUUUUCUUCUUCCUGGGAAUUUCCUUGCCAGCGUCUGCGAUACAUUGCCUAUAACAUGUUGGGUGCUGCACCUGCCGAGUCGUCCCCUCGUGCUUGACCCCAAAAACAUACCACUACCAACACGCACACGCACACGCAUUGGCGCCGUGAUCCCAAUCCACCACCACCACCACAAUGGCAUCAUCCGUCGCCAUGGACCGCAGCGCGGCUCCGUCGUCGUCGGUGGCCAAACUGCGCUGCUGCUGCAAUCGCCCGGACUGCGCCGUUCUCAAGAAAAACUCGUCCGUCCUCGAGUCCGCCGAGAAGGAUGCACACACCGCUGCACAGCUUGGGCAGGCUCUUCUAGUCCGCCACGAGUCGUAUAUGGCGGACGCGGAACGAGAUCGCUUAGACCUAACAUCGCGCAUCGAAAAACUCGAAAUGGAAAAGCUACGACUCGAAGCUUCCAAUGCGGCAAAGAUUGCCGAGAAUAGAAACCUCCUCGACCAGCUCGAAAUCCUCAACAACAAUGUCAUCGACUCUGAUACCAAGAUCCGAAGCCUCGAGGCGAACCUGCUCUCCUCCAUGCAGACCGUCCGCCGGCUAGAGAGCAGUGCGUCGCGGGCAGUAGAUGCCGAGCGUCACCUCGCUUUGCUCGAAGAUGAACAGGACAAGUUGCACAAGGAGCUGCGCGUCACCAGGGAGGAUGCUCGCUCCCACGCCCAGCGCUACAAGGAGGCGCAACGCGGUCUCGUCGACAUGCAGGACCAGCUCGAGAGAAUAGAACAAGAAGGAGUCCUCGAACGUGAGCGCCAUGAAGAGGUCGUUCGCCGCAUGGAAAAGCAGCGCGAAGUGGACAAGCAGCUCGACGUUGCUGCCGGCCGCCUUAAGGGUGCGGCUGCCUCAAAGUCACUGCAGGAGCAGGGCAAGGGCAAUAAUAAAAUCAUUGGCCAUUUUGUCCGCGAUCUGCUCCAGGACAAUGCCACGCUACAGCUUGGAAUUGCUGAGCUUAGAGAAAUGCUCAUGUCUUCCAACGACGAAAUCCAGUCCCUCCGCGACCAGCUCCAUCUCCAAACCCAAGAACCUUCUCUUCUCGAAGCGGUUGCCAGCCCUGCCUCUACACUCAAGGCCGAACUGGAAGGCUUCGCAGAAGAAGAGGAAGAAGUACCUACCACUCCCCCUUCUCUUACACCAAGCUUGUCUCAAGAGCUCCAUAUCCAUCACCAUUACCAUGCCGUACCAGCCAAGGAGGGCAAGCGUGUGCGCAGAAAGCGAACGGGCCUGCUCGCUAACGCCCCCUAUGCUGGCUCUACGACAUCCGGAUCUUCCAGUCAUCGCAACUCGCUGCAACUCCACACGCUUGCUCACUCCGAGUCUGCCCCAUCACUCGCUUCUGAAGAUCUUGAUGACAUCACACACUCCAACAACCACAACCACGCUAAAGCGAGAGCCGUCCAACAGUGGAAUGAAAACACCAUACCUGAGUCCGACUUCUCCUCGUCCAUCCCCGCGUCGCCUAAUCUGCGACCAACGAGUCUGUUUGAUCACAACCUGCACGACCUGCCAGACUCGGGAUCCCCUGCCACUAGCUACGACCCAACAUCGCCAACAUGGCAAGCUACUACACACCGCAAAGGCGGAUCCAUUGCGUCCACACGCAGCUUUCAGUCGCUGUCAGUCAUUGGUUCCGAGGCUGCCGACUACCAACCAUCCCACUCUGGCCGCGUUACCAGAACGCAUUCUGGAAAUGCCAUUGCCGAGGAAGACGAAGAGGAAGCAAGCGCCGCCGCUGCCCACCAGUCUUCUGCAAAGGGUACCGGUGCUAGCCAGGGUAUGGAGGACCAAUCAUUUGAUGACUUUAUGGCUGCUUCGCGGGCCGGCAGACCCCGACUGCAACGUAUCCCCUCGCACGAGUCCAUCAUGUCGCUUAGCGGCGGUCUGGAUAUCCACACACUGCGUAUCCGUCCUAGUCAGAUGACGCUGCGACCUCUAGGUGGUGCUGAUGCUGUUAUUACUGGCGUCGUGGCCCAGCCUACGCUCUCUCGAUCCACAAACAAGCGCAGCGACGUGGCCCUCCGAGACAACUUUAACAUCAUGCAGUCGCCGCGUACUGUCUCGAGCCCCAUCACCCGUGCCGGCAUGACCCCCUCCCCAGAAGCCGCCAAGUCUGCGCGAUCUAGCUUACGCUCGUGGACUGGCUGGCGCCCAUGGGGUGGCACCACCAGAGACGUUGAAGAGGAAACUCUGGAGCCAGACACCACCACACGCCCUGUUGUAGAGUCUGUCGAGUCUCCCGAUCCACACACUCCCAAGCUAGACACCUCUGCCAUGUUUAGCUCCCCAGCAUCGGACAAGAGCAAGGACUCUUCCCGAGCACCCGGCAUCAACCAGGCUGGCGCCAUCCCCGGCUUUCAGCAGUACUGGGCCGCCCAUAAGCGAAAGGGGGCGCCCGCUCAAGUCACGACACAGAGUGUUGACGCAGACGCCCUGGCAGAGAGCCUGCUAGGCUAAGGCACCGAGUUGUCUGGCGUCUUGUAACCGACAUGUUUUAUGACCACGUUCAUUUGUACAAAGAGGAAGAAAAAAGCAUACUUGUGAUUUUGAGCAUUCUUUGGCGUUUUGUUUUUUUCACCGUUUUACCCUUGGAUUUCCGCCGUCUUUGUUUAUCCAUGACGACUUUUAGGCAUACACACUUGGAAAUUAGAAACUUUGUAUUUGCUGGUCCUGCCCUCCGUCACGCGGGAUCACUUUGGAGUAUGGAUUUCCUGUUUAUUAACCACAAUAGUACUUAGAUACCCUGGCGCUACGCCUAUAAAUACAUUAUUGUUUUUAAUCCACUAUCCUUGUCGCCUCUUUAUCCAUAUUUGUAAUGUUUC